Messenger RNA from Penicillium soppii, 1017 nucleotides. RefSeq lists its product as uncharacterized. The coding region runs from base 1 to 1017 and encodes 338 amino acids. The transcript has a single exon. The record is from RefSeq and is a predicted model, not a curated record. NCBI's taxonomy places the organism in Eukaryota, Fungi, Ascomycota, Eurotiomycetes, Eurotiales, Aspergillaceae.
AUGUCUUACCGCAACGAGUCCGAGUCUGAUAACUACGGCAGUGGAAACCAGAGCUCCGGCUUUGGUGGAAACGAUAGCUAUGGAAGCGGCAACAACAGCUCUCGUCGUAACCAAGAUAGCUACGGCAGCAACAACGACAACUACGGUAGCCGCAAUGACAACACCUAUGGCAGUGACAAUAGGUCGAGCUCCGGCCGUGAUCAAGAUAGCUACGGCAGCAGCAACAACAACACUGACAGCUACGGUAGCAGCAACAAGGAUAGCUAUGGCAGCAGCAACAACACCGACAGCUACGGAAGUGGCAAUAAGGAUAGCUACGGCAGCAGCAACAACGAUAGCUACGGUAGCGGCAAUAAGUCGAGCUCUGGUCGUGACCAGGAUAGCUAUGGCAGCAGCAACAACAACACUGACAGCUACGGUAGCAGCAACAAGGAUAGCUAUGGCAGCAGCAACAACAAUACCGACAGCUACGGUAGCAGCAACAAGGAUAGCUAUGGCAGCAGCAACAACAACACCGACAGCUACGGUAGCAGCAACAAGGAUAGCUAUGGCAGCAGCAACAACAACACCGACAGCUACGGAAGUGGCAAUAAGGAUAGCUACGGCAGCAGCAACAACGAUAGCUACGGAAGUGGCAGCAAGUCGAGCUCUGGUCGUGACCAGGAUAGCUAUGGCAGCAGCAACAACAACACCGACAGCUACGGUAGCAGCAACAACACCGACAGCUAUGGUAGUGGCAACAAAUCUAGCUAUGGCCGCGACCAGGAUAGCUACGGCAGCAGCAACAACGACAGCUACGGCAGCAGCAACAACGAUAGCUACAGUAGCGGCAACAACAACGACAGCUACGGAAGUGGCAACAAGUCGAGCUCUAGCCGCAACCAGGAUAGCUAUGGUAGCAGCAACAAUGAUAGCAACUCUUCCAGUGGUGGUCUGGGCAAGAAGAUCUUGGACAAGGCUGGAGGUUCGUAUUCUCAAUCGCACUGCAAUGUUCAAAUACACAAUGCUAACAAGUAA